Molecule: messenger RNA, 4204 nt
Organism: Seriola dumerili (greater amberjack)
Lineage: Eukaryota; Metazoa; Chordata; Actinopteri; Carangiformes; Carangidae
Gene: tecpr1a
Product: tectonin beta-propeller repeat containing 1
Exons: 24
Coding region: 123-3767 (1214 amino acids)
Cellular component (GO): membrane
Source: RefSeq, a predicted model, not a curated record
GGGUACAUCAUGAUUUAACCAGCUGCCCGUUCGUUUCUCCCCCUGCUGAAUGAACGGCGGCGAGGUCCCGCGUGCGCCGGUACACGGUUUGUGAGAGGAAGCUCGAGGUCCCAGGUGCAGCCAUGCCCAUCUCCCUGCUAUGGGCAGUGGAUGUGUAUGGGCGGGUCUACAGCUUGUCCACUGCGGGACAGCAGUGGGAGCAUUGCCGCGAUGCCCAGAUGGAGUUCAAGCGGGCGACAGCGGCUCAGCAGUGCUGCUGGGGCAUCGCGUGCGACAAUAAAAUCUACUUGAACGUCCACGCUUCUGACUUGCCCGUCCGCUACCAGGAGGAGACCUACGAGAAUCAACGCUGGAAUCCUGUUGAUGGUUUCUCGGAGCGUUUGUUGCCGAGCGACCGCUGGCAGUGGAGUGAUGUCACGGGGCUGCAACACCAACCCUUGGACAGUUUUCAACUUCCCUCUAACAGCUGGGAGUGGGAGGGAGACUGGUAUGCAGAUGAAAACUUUGAGGGAGAGCCCACAGAGAAAGGGGGAUGGACCUACGCCAUCGACUUCCCGGCCACCUACACCAAAGACAAGAAGUGGAACUCCUGUGUCCGUCGGAGGCGAUGGCUCCGCUACAGGAGAUACAAAGCCAUGGACACCUGGGCUAAGAUCCCUUCACAGCGGACGACUCUACCAGAUCCUUUCAGCGACAUCAGCUGUGGAGGCUGGGAGAUCAAUGAGGAGCCCAGGGGCCGGCUCUCACUGUGGGCCGUGUCCCUACAGGGCAAGGUGUGGUUCAGAGAGGGUAUCUAUCACCACAAUCCUGAGGGCUCUUUGUGGGAGGAGGUGCCGCUCCCUGGGGAGGUCGUCCAGAUCAGCUGUGGCCCAGGGGACCUGGUCUGGGCGGUGCUGUGGGAGGGGCAGUUCAUUGUCAGGGAGGGCAUUGGCCGAGAUUGCCCCAAAGGUGCCUCGUGGGCGGUGGUGGACUCUCCCAGCCCUGAUGUGGGAGCCAUACAUGUGGCCGUGGGAGUCAAUGUUGUUUGGGCCGUGACCAAAGACAACAAAGUGUGGUUCAGACGUGGUGUAAACUCCCACAAUCCCUGUGGCUCUGGCUGGAUCAGCAUGGUUGGAGAAAUGAUCAUGAUCAACGUCGGACUCAAUGAUCAGGUGUGGGGUAUCGGCUGUGAGGACCGCGCGGUGUACUUCAGACAAGGUGUGACCUCCAGUGAGCUCAGUGGGAAAACUUGGAAGGUUAUCAAUAUUCCCCGAGAUGGAGAUCGAUCCCACUCCAGUGCCAGCGCAACCAGCCUGCAGAGUGCUGGAUGUUACUUCUGUGGUGAGGUGCGUGGUCAGUCAGUAGUGAGUGAUGUGGAAUCAGACACGGAGAAAGGAUCUGCAGAUGCAGCCGCCUGCUUUGCCACCUCUGAGUCCCCCGAGUCCUUUGUUGAUGCCCCCACAGAUCACACGUCUGACCAGCCCUCCGACGUCCCCAAACCCCGCAUCCCCAAAGUCACCAGCGACAGCUUCAUCUCCGAACUCGUGUCUGAUCGAGAACCUGCAAAGACCUUAAGAGAUGUCGGAUCCGCAGCUCCCGCUGUUCUGGAGGAGGAGACCGUAUCUGGAGAAGGAGAGGUCAAAGCUCCCUGUACUGAUGUCGCUCUCACCCCCAGCCAGUCUGGAGGUCCUCUUGACCCCCAGUGGAGUAACGUGGACCUGGAGGAGGUACAGGUCCAGCAGGCCCAGACCGGAGCAGUGCUGGAAUCAGCCGAUACUUGCAGCUUGUCAUCGGUUGCGACGUACACUCUUGCCGUAGAGGACCCGUAUGGGGCAGAUGAGCAUCCGCUGUGGGCGUGGGUCAGUGGAGGAGGCUGCUCCGUGGACAGUCACUCCCAGCUCAACUGGUUCAACUGCUCAAUGAACACGUCAUCUCUGAUCCAGUCAGUCCAGUCCAUGAGUCUGUCUGUAACCCCAGCCCAGACGGCAGCCUGGCGGAGACAAAUCUUUGAACAACUCAGUGAGAGGACCAAGAGAGAGAUGGAUAAUUUCCGACAUUAUGAACAAGCCAUAGAACAGUCUGUGUGGGUGAAGAAGGGAACCAUGCAGUGGUGGAGAGACUGGAAGCCGCACAAGUGGAUAGACGUUCAUUUUGCCUUAGAGCAGUUCUCAGGGCCAGAGGGCAACAAGGACGGCAUCCUUUUCAUCUAUUACAACUUCUACGAGGAGAAGAAGUACCUGCAUGCCUUCAUCAAUGAGGUCACCAUCCUAGUUCCUGUGCUAAAUGACUCCAAACACACUUUUGCCAUCUACACCCCUGAGCGGACCAAACAGAGGUGGCCGAUCAGAUUGGCAGCAGCCACUGAGCUGGAAAUGCACGACUGGCUGGCAUUGCUGAGUGUGUCAUGCUGCGACUCCAGAGGGAUCCAGGGUCCUCCCUCCAAACAGGCCAUCUGGUCCAUCACCUGUAAAGGAGACGUCUUUGUCAGUGAGCCCUCUCCUAGUCUGGAGGCCAUGCCUUACCCGACACCCUGCGACCAAAUGUUCUGGCGGCAGGUUGGAGGUCACAUGCGUGUGGUGGAGUGUAACAGCGUUGGGAUAGCGUGGGGGGUUGGCUUUGACCACACCGCUUGGGUCUACACCGGGGGCUACGGAGGGGGCUUCUUCCAGGGACUGGCCAGCAGCACAGAUAACAUCUACACACAGACUGAUGUCAAGAGCGUCUACAUCUAUGAGAACCAGAGGUGGAACCCCGUCACAGGCUACACCAACAGAGGUCUACCCACAGACCGCUACAUGUGGAGUGAUGCAUCAGGACUCCAUGAGUGCACAAAAACAAAUACCAAACCUCCCUCACCUCAGUGGACAUGGGUGUCUGACUGGGCCAUCGACUACAGUGUCUCUGGGGGGACAGACAGAGAAGGUUGGCAAUAUGCAGCUGAUUUUCCGGCGUCAUAUCACGGCUAUAAAACGAUGAAGGACUUUGUCCGUCGCAGGCGAUGGGCCAGGAAAUGUAAACUGACCACUACAGGACCCUGGCAAGAAAUCCCACCCAUCCCACUGAGUGACGUGACCAUCCUGCCGUGUGCCGCUCAGAGCAGCGUGGACGUGGUUCCUUUGUGGGCGAUCAGCAACAAGGGAGACGUGCUCUGCCGACUGGGAGUCACCGCACUGACACCUGCUGGAUCCUCGUGGCUCCACGUAGGAACUGACCAGCCUUUCAAGUCCGUCUCCAUCGGUGGUGCCAGCCAGGUUUGGGCCAUUGCAAAGGACGGUUCUGCCUUUUAUCGGGGAUCUGUUUCUCCUCAGAGCCCUGCAGGAGACUGUUGGUACCACAUCCCCUCCCCGGCCAAACAGAAGCUAAAGCAGGUGUCUGUCGGGAGGACAUCAGUCUACACUGUAGAUGAAAAUGGAAACUUGUGGUACAGACAGGGUGUGACCCCCAGCUACCCCCAGGGCUCCUCCUGGGAACACAUCUCUAAUAAUGUUCGCAAGGUCUCUGUAGGGCCUCUGGACCAGGUGUGGAUCAUAGCAGACAAGGUGCAGGGCAGCCACAGUCUGAGCUGUGGGACAGUGUGCCAUCGACUCGGAGUCCAACCCAUGGAGCCCAAAGGACAGUUGUGGGACUACGGCAUUGGGGGUGGAUGGGAUCACAUCACAAUCAGAGGGAACUCCAUGGAGCCGCCCCGCAUCCGUCUUCCCUCUCUAACAGACCCGUCCGCCCCGGCCCCUCGGAGCCCCCUCCUGGUCAGGAACACGGAGGUCAACGGCAAUGCUGUGGGAUGCUAGAUGCACACACAGGCAAAGGUUGCACACAUACUGCGCAUAGACAUCCUCAACUAUAUUACCAUGGUAGUAAAGUUUUGUUUAAAACCAUUUCUACUUUUAACGCUGAAGUAGCAGCAGUCACAGUUUAACUGAAACUCCAGAGAGCAGCCUCCAGCCCUCAUGUCACCCGAGUCCGUGUAGCAGAAAGUUUAGAUUAUUUAGUCUCUGACUGUUGUUCUUUGUUCUAAGCAUUCAUCUCCUUGGUACGGGCAUUUCUCUUGUCAUUGUCAUUUCUUGCUGUUUCUGCGUGUCUGAACGUGACGGUCUUAAUGCAUUUUGUUUAUUUAUUUAUCAGGGUGUGAUGUUUCUGUUGGUUGGGUGGUCGCUCUCUUUACCACGUGUAAAGUCAAGGUGAAGGUGGAAGGGUGAGGUUUUUUUUUAAAAGAUGUAUUUUAUGA